AUGGCUGCUACGUACAGCGCAGAGAUUCUAGAAUCGCCAGCAGCCCACCCGCUGGAGGCGCCAGCGGUCGAUCCGCAACCUGUUUCCAAGAAAAGAAAGCGAGGAACAAAGGUCCAAAUUACCACCAAGGAUGGUGUCAAGAUACCCAAGAGCAAGAAGAGAAAGGCGGACGAAGAGGAUGAAAUCGACCUUGAACUGGGUAUAAACACCUCGUUUGCGCACAUGAAUAGCCAACUUCUUGCCGAUCACAUUGCUCAGAAGACGCGGAAAUAUGAGAGCGACCUGAGUUCCAUAGAACUAGAAGACAAAUAUAUUCCAGAAUCAUACAUCUGCGAUACUACCUCCUGGUCCCAGAAAAGGACGCUUGACAACCUACCAGGGUUUCUAGAAAAAUUCGCGGGUAAUUCAACGAAAUUGUGGUCUGCGUCCAAGAAGAACGGGGCUCCUCAUACCAUAGUCGUUACAGCAGCCGGCCUUAGGGCUGCAGACAUUGCUAGAGCUCUUCGCAAAUUCCAGACAAAAGAUGCUAGCGUCGCAAAACUUUUCGCAAAACACAUCAAGAUACAGGACUCGGUGAAGUUCCUCAAAUCAACAAGGACCGGUAUCGCAGUUGGGACGCCGACAAGGUUGAAAGAUCUGUUGGAAGAUGGCGCAUUGAUUGUCGAUAGGUUAGAAAGAAUUGUGGUUGACACCUCUCAUAUUGAUGUGAAGAAGAGAGGGAUACUCGACAUGAAGGAGACACAUGUACCCUUGAUGACCUGGCUUGGCCGGAAUGAGUUCAAGGAGAGAUACACUGCUGAGAAAGAUGGGAUUCAAUUACUGUUCUACUAA
Glarea lozoyensis ATCC 20868 is the source of this 831-nucleotide messenger RNA. RefSeq lists its product as uncharacterized. NCBI's taxonomy places the organism in Eukaryota, Fungi, Ascomycota, Leotiomycetes, Helotiales, Helotiaceae. The coding region runs from base 1 to 831 and encodes 276 amino acids. Gene Ontology annotation, cellular component: nucleus; 90S preribosome. The transcript is spliced from 4 exons. The record is from RefSeq and is a predicted model, not a curated record.